Messenger RNA from Mytilus californianus (California mussel), 2336 nucleotides. Its product is annotated as lim and transglutaminase domain protein ltd-1-like. Lineage: Eukaryota; Metazoa; Mollusca; Bivalvia; Mytilida; Mytilidae. The transcript has 9 exons. The coding region runs from base 90 to 2336 and encodes 748 amino acids. The record is from RefSeq and is a predicted model, not a curated record.
ACAAUAGUAACACAUAACUGCGACCAUCCGAAACCUUAUACAAUUGGCAACUAGCAAAAAUGGGAUAGAAGUAGGUUCCAAAUGAGGACAUGUCAGCAAUCCAGCUUAAAUCUAAAAGAAGUUCAAAAAGGCUACUCAAACAUGUAAAUUCUAAACCCAGCCUAAGUACUGUGCCUACUGUUGAGGUUGGUCCUGAUGAGGACGGCCUUACAUAUCCUGAUCCUGCUCCACCAGUUUCAACUAAAUCACAAAUAUAUCAUCCAGAAGAAUUCUUCGAGAUAGAACAGCAUGUUCUUGAGGUCUCAUUGAAUGCAGCCAACGAUUAUUCAACAUUAUUGGACUAUUUAUUAAGUAAUCUUGAAAGCGACUUGGCUAAAGUGAGAGCAAUAUUCUGUUGGAUUGUUCAACAAAAAGUGCCUUUCCUGUUAUGUCAGAAGGAUAUACCGUCCCCUGAUACUCCUGUCGGUCACCUACACGCAAUACGGAUGCGUAAAGGAACAUAUGCUCAGUUAUUCGCAAUAAUGUGCAGGAAAGCUGGUCUACCUUGUGUAGUAAUACACGGUGUGGCUAAAGGUGUGAACUAUAAUGUUGGAGAUAAAAUUGAUACCGUCACUAUGAAGAACUCUUGGAAUGCCGUAUUUGUGGAAGGGAACUGGAGAAUAAUUCAUCCUCAUUGGUCGUUAAUGACUUCCAAUGGAUAUGAGACGGGGGCUUGGACAGUGGUAGACUGUCAAGAAUUUCAUACAGGCGACAGGAUAGGAAGUCGGUCAUACAUUGUCACUCCUAAGAUCAAUGAUUCCUAUUUCUUGAUAGAUCCAGAGAUGUUCAUCAUCAAAUGUUUGCCAAACGACUUUAAAUGGCAGCUACUUGAUGAUCCGAUUUCAAAGGCCGAUUUUGAAAAUAAGCUGUUUUUACAACCUAAUUUUUUUAAACUUGGGUUACAAAUCAUUGAACCAAAAUCUUGUAAAGUUCUAUGUAAUGAUGGAAAAAUAAAAAUUGUAAUACAAAUGCCAGAAAAAAUUAAAAGUAGACUGAAGUUUAGCUAUAAGCUAUUUAGGAAAAGGUAUCCUGAUGACGAGGGUGAAUAUACAUACCCCUCUCUUGAAAAGUUCGUUUUGCAUUAUUAUUCGAAGAAUGAAACUAUAUUUGAAGUGAGAUUUCCGCCUGUUUCUGUUGGCACUUACAAAAUGCAAAUCUUUUGUGUAGACAUAAACGAACAUGAGCAUAACAAUUCAGGAUGGGUCUGUGAUUUUUGUUUAGCAUGUAAAAAUGGCAUGGAUGAAUGUCUUCCUCUACCUCUAGUGCCGGAAAUAGGAUGGGGUGCAAGAGAGGAAUAUUUAGAAAAAUAUAAUAUGACAGCUUUAGCGGAAACAUCUGGAAAAGUCAACAUCGAUGAAUCCCUAGAGACAGUGUUUAAAUUUACUGUUGAUCCUGACAGUGAUAUUUACGCAGAGCUCUCUCAAUCAUUGAAAGCAAAAUCGGAGUUAUCAGACUGUGUAACAGUGGUGAAGAAUAAGGCCGAGGUUGUUGUAAAAGUGAAACCUCCUCAGGAAGGGGAGUAUGCUCUUCAAAUCUUUUGUAAAGAUACAGGAACAUUAAUGUAUGAAAAUGUUUGUAAUUACCUAUUAGAACGAACUGAAGUUGUUGAGGAACCUAAAAUGGCAGAAACUCGAAAAUUGCUGUUAGAAGCAGUUAGUAGUGGUUCACCAGAAAAUUUACAAGCAGCUCUUAAAGAAUUUGAAUUAAAAGGACUUAUAGACAAAGGAGAAUACACAAAGGCAAAACGAAAACUUCUUUUAUCAAGGUUAAAUAAAGAGAUUCGAGAAGCUAUAGCCGCCAAGGAUUUGGACACGCUAGAUAAAACUAUGCACAAUCUUAGUGAAACGUCACUGAAAAAGGAUCUUGGAUUGAUUUAUCAGGAUGCAGAAGAAUUGAGAUCGAGGCUGAGGAAGCUAAAAAGAUUACACCAUGCUGUGUUAGCCAUGGACCAGAAAACAAUAUCAGAACUAAGAAGUUAUCCCCAGCCACCAAACCCUGUUCAUGGUGUAAUGGCAGCAACAUUUCUUCUCCUGGGCCAUAAGGAAACAGAUCUCAAGAAAUGGGCCACCAUCCAAGGACUCAUAUCAAAAAGGGGAAAAGAAGGUCUGAAGAGAAAAGUUGCCAAUAUAAACAUUUCAAAACUUAAAAAGGCAAAUCUUCAAAAAGCAAAAUUUAUUCUUUCAAAAUAUGACCUGGAAUCUGUCCAGAUAGCAAGUUCUGGUGCUGCAACAUUUUAUCAAUGGGCUACAACUAUGAUAAAUGAAUAUGUCCCAGAAAGAGUACAAAGAAAAACCUAA